UUGCAACCGUAACACCGUCAUUAAGAUUUGAAAUUAUCGCUUGAAACGAGACGAAAGGACGGCGGAGAGGAGAGGAUAUUCCGGGAGUCAUGCUGGCUGAAGGUUUUCUCAGAUUAAUGUGCUACAGGGAGGAGAGAAAGUUCCACAUGGCUUCCAAAAGGAAAGGAUAUCAGACGAGCACGCGAUGUGCCGACCCGCUCAGCUGUUCUGUCCCUCAGCCGAACUUUGUCAACCCACAGAGACAUUUGACCGAAGAAGAGUCAAACCAGGAAGAGCUGGACCCCAACAAACCCCAGGGACUGAGAGUGGCGUCCGAGCUUCCAGGCCUCCUGAUUCCUGGGUGUUCACCGGCAGCCGCCCUCCCACCCAUUUGCGUCGAAGACUGCAGCCUCCUGGAGCACUACCCAGACCUGCAGGUGGCCGACUCGGGCCGCAUCUCACACCACCUCCCCAGAACCGUGGCCAACCAAGAGGACUUUCACUUUCAGCCUAAUGAGGCGGGCCUUCAGACGGAGGCCAAACAGGAGUCCAUGCCAGACCAGGGCUACCUGGUGAUGGGGCCGAGCGAAAACAGCUUGGAUCUGUCCGGCUUGGAGCCCAUGUCCAACUCUUUGUUGAAUGGGCUGCUGGAGAAACAGCUGGAGGAGGUUUACAUGCAACACCUGACCGACAACUUGGCCCGAUGCGACUCCCACUUCGGGAACAGCCUCCUGCACGGCCUGGUGCCGCCGCCGCAGCCCGGCUGCCAGUCGCACGGGCCGUACUCACUGGAGGCCAGUCUGGCGGACGGAUCCGGGGGGGACAGUGGCGAUAAAGUUAGUUAUCUCAACACCCACAACUUAGCGCCCUGCUCAUCUACCUUCAGCUCUCCUAUGCUGAGGAUUUCAGAGGUGGACAAUCCUCAGCUUCAAGGGAACAAUCCAUCCAAGUAAUAAAAAUCACAAUACACAAUUUCUUUUUAAUAUCUGUGCCUGACAUUCAAUUUUUUAAACCUCUACGCCACAUGUAAAAGGAUUGGAUCAGUGUGUUUUAUGAGGCAAAGCCUUUUUCUUGCCCACUGGAUCAGAGCAACUUCCACACGCCAUCUGCUGUUUGAUUCUGGUAUUACGUGAACUGACAAGACAUUGAAUAAAAUGAAUCUCACAGGCAUUGCUAAAUUAAAUUAGGA
Messenger RNA from Poeciliopsis prolifica (blackstripe livebearer), 1168 nucleotides. RefSeq lists its product as uncharacterized. The transcript is spliced from 2 exons. Gene Ontology annotation, biological process: regulation of toll-like receptor signaling pathway. Lineage: Eukaryota; Metazoa; Chordata; Actinopteri; Cyprinodontiformes; Poeciliidae. The coding region runs from base 90 to 932 and encodes 280 amino acids. The record is from RefSeq and is a predicted model, not a curated record.